GAGCCGCUGUUUGGCGGACGGCUGUGGUCGGUGGUUCCAGCUAAUGUGGCUAACACAGUGACUCCCAGGACCUCGUCGUUACGUUAUUGGCUUUUAAACCACUUUAAUUUACGCGCAUUCGCUGUAGAGACAUUUGAAUGAAACAGGGAGUACUCUCCACUGCCAUACAGCGGCUGUCACGUAGUUUUCUUGCCUCUACCUAACUUUGCUACGCUCAUUUAGCUAAUGUAACAAGCAACCCAGGAGCUAGUAAAAGCUAGCCCGUUGUAAGCGGCGUGGACCUGACGCCAGUUCCAGUUUCCGGUCGCUAACGUUACUUGAGUUCAAUCAUCGGCUGAGUCAAUGAAGAUCUAUACAUAGCAGAAAUAUUACCCCUGCACUGCAGCUUUCGACCUCACGAAGAUGGCUGAUCUUUUCUUCAUCCACCUUCUUCCUUCUUUCCCUCGCCCUCUUUUUUUUUUUUUUUGUAAAUAAAACUUUAUUUAAACCACACAGAACUACACGGGAAGGAUCAGCACAUCCACACAGUGUCAGUGUACAGAGGCUUUUAAGGCAUUCACUUGCGUUCAAAUAUGAGUGCUUUACAUUUUCAACCAAAUUAUUUUCAACUAAAAGAAAGUAGUAACUAUUAUUAAGUAGCUAACUUUCAUAAAAAUAACUUUUUGUCAUAGAAAUUGAAACUUUCACUGUAUCCUGACGUGACCACAGAUAAUCUCCUCCUAGUAGCCUACUACUGAUGGGAUUUGUAGUAUUUGGAGUCCACCUGGGGGAAUAUUUUAAUUUUACAAGUUAUGCCAAUGAGAGAAUGUAUAAGAAUGACUUCUGUUCAUAGGGUUGACACUCUUCACUGUUAAUCUGCCAGGCUACUGUAUACAGUUAUGGAAUGACUAAAUCUUUUAGACGAGGUCCCUGAGACUACAUCUUAUCAAAUACGGGUCCACAGACUGAUGUAUAUAAGUUUGGGGGCCCUUGACACCAGAAAGCCACUGAAGUAGUGAACUAGUUGUUUGCUUAUCUCCACUAAGAUGUUGUUUAUGUGUACCUCAGUGAGAAAUGUAUUGUAAUAACAUGUUUUAUUACCUUGGAUUAUUGUGUAUCCAGGUUUCUGUUUUACCCUAUUUUGUGUGUUUGAGACCAACAUUCAUCUGAUCUUACAAGCAGGAAGUCAGUCAGAGUUGUGGGUGUAGCUGAGAGAAAGUCUGCCUUUAUAUAGCCUACUAUAUAAAUAUAUGCAGGACAUUCAUGGUUGUUGCAUUCAUUUGAAUGGUCAGGGUAAUUUAUAGCCUAUUCAAUAGUUAUUAACAACAUUUUACUCACAUUUUAGUGGAUAAAACUGAUUUAGCACCCCCACUCCCAGAGCCUAUGCAAGUAAAGCAAGGUGCUAUCUAUAAAAUAAUGCUUUAUUUUAUAAAAUAAUGCUUUAUUUUAUGGGCCCGUAAUUCACGAAUACUUUUCUGCGACAUUUCCUCAAAAGAACAACGCAAUUUAGUUCCAAUUAUACGGAAAUGUGAGUUUUGAUAAAAGGGCUGCUCCAACAAAGAUCACAGAUUCAUUGUUAUCCAUGAAAAGAUCCCCAAACCCGAUUGGACCCGCGACCCGUUUCAGGCCCAAAAGUGCUGCCAUAGGUCGGACUGGGGUCGGGCUUAGACAGAAUCCGAUUUUUAAACAUAUAUAGCCUAUCUAUAUAGUAUAUAGCCUAUAUAUCAAUAUUAUAUUAAUAAUGCAAGCAACUGUAAUUAAUAAGUGAUUUUGUUAUUAGUGUUUAUAAUAAUUUGCACUAUAUUACAUGCACGAUACAGUUAGCUUGCCGGGACUUGGCCCCAAAACUGUGUCUGGGGUUCGCACAGAUUGUUUUCGGAUUCGGGUUGGGACUUUACUCCAGACAUGCUUGGAACAAUAAUGCGUGUCUGCUUUGAAGUCUUCUUAUUGGGCCACAUCAACAAACUUAAUGUUUAUUCAUUUUAUCUGGUAAAUAUCAUUAAUGUGGCCCCUGGCCUCCUGUCAUCUUGUAAAAGUGGCCCCUGGGGCGGGCACUAGGUCUAGGUUGGUCUGAGCUACUCCAGUCUGUGGCGUUUCUUUUUUCUGAAUGGAUGAUUACUGUCUGGGUCUGGGUCUGGGCCCUCCCCCCCUAUCCGCCGUCCACCAUUGUCACCAGCUCCCUCCCCCCUCCCCUCAUGGAUCACUGAAAGGAGGAGAGAGAGGGGGCGGGCUCUAAACCACACACACACACACACACACACACACACACUCUGCUCAGCUGCUGCUCAGCUGAAAGACCCUCGGGGCAGCAGUGUAUCACAGGAUGCUGCUAGGAUGAGGACGGCCCAUGUACCACACGGAGCUCCAGGGCCGUGAUGUAGGCUGUGUGCUCGGGGUGGGCGCCGCUGACAGGCCGCUGGACUGGUCGCUCCUCUCCGCCCCUCGACAGCCGGACGGGGCUCCUUGCCUUAUGCGAAGCAGAACGGUCCCGGGAAGCUCCUCCAGCAACGCAAGGUCCAAUGGUUUUUGCUCCUGCAACUGCACCAGAGCCCAGAGACAGGGCAUGGAUAUAUCUGAACUGGAGUUUGUUCAGAUAAUAAUAAUCGUGCUGGUGAUGACCUUCAUGAUAGUUGUGAUCAUCUGCCUACUCAACCACUAUCGGCUGCCGGCCCUGGCCUUCCUCAGCAGGCUCAGCCAUACCCAGAGAGACCAGGCCACACAACUGGAUGGCAGUGAGUGGCCAGACAGUGUGCUGACACAGCAGAGAAACAGUGAGGUGAUGUAUGGCCAUCUCAACAGCAACCUGCCACCCUUCAUGCAGCAGCGCCAACUGUGUCGCUUCCAGCCCACCUACCCCUACCUGCAGCAGGAGAUCAUCAACCUUCCUCCCAUCAUCUGCCUGUCAGACGGGGAGGAGCUGCUGCCCUACAAGGGUCCCUGCACCUUACAGCUCCGCCACCCAGAGCAGCAGCUGGAGCUGAUCCGAGCUGCCGUGCGCGCUCCUCCAAACCGGACCGUCUUUGAUAGUGACCUCAUAGACAUUUAUAUACAUAGCAAGAGUCUGCAGCCCUGCAGCAGUAACUUGGGACCCAACGGAACCAACAAUGCCAGGAUGGAGGGUCCCCCACCCUCCUACAGUGAGGUGAUGGGGGGCUCUACAGGCUGUUACAGCAAUAAUGACAGGUCAGGACCAGAGAGCUCACAGACAGUAUGCCAGACUGGCAGCAGUGAAAGCACAGUAAAGGCCUCCACUGACUUAAACAAGAACAGCUGACAGAAGAAACCAUUCUGAGAGAGGAAAGAGGAACACCGCGGUCCUUACGCUCCACAUUUCUUCAGUGGGGGGGAGAAGCUCUACUCACACAUGAAACACAAACUAAUCCCAGGGGCUGAACUGUUUUUAUGUAAGAUUACAUUUUUAUUAGGUACUAAAUCUGCUCUGGGUGUCUAUUUUUGUAUGCUUACAUUACUGCAUAUUGACAUGGUGGACAUUCAGACUUCAGUACAGUUAUUUGAAAGUAAGCAUUUCUCCGUGUUGAUUUAUUAGACCUGUGCACAAACAGCAAAUGAGUGCCACGAUUCCCACCGUCAUUAGUCACUGGAACAUACUGUAGUUUGUCAUUAAAGCAAAUCUGAAGUUGCACUGACUAAUACUGCAUUCACAUGGGUUCAGACAGAUGGUAGACACUAACUGGGUGUCAGUGAUUUUAGUGGAUGAAAACAGGACAGUAGACGCAGGUGAGGCCAGCAGAGAAUACUGGCAACGGUAACGAUACACAGCAUUGCCAUCCAAAGAUCGAGUAUUUGAACUUUUUGUCAUCCUGCCAUGGUAUUUAAAACUGGAUGUUACGCAGCUCCCUCGCAGAAGGAGAAGACAUGGGCAAUGUGGACAAUGAGAGGCUAGUAAUUAAUACAGUACAGAAAAAUAAUGUGCACAAAUCAUUUUAUUUAACAUAUUUAUUUGAUUCUUUGUGAACAAUAUGAUAUCACCAUAGCAACAUACUGUCAUGCGUGUUUUUGCCGUUCUGUUGGACUGAAUUUUUCCUGUGCUGUGAGGAGGGUGCUGUCCACCGUCAGCCUGAAUGCAUGUGAAUUCAGAAGAAAUGGGAAUAUUCUUUGUUUUUGUUUUGUGCGACAAAACUCUGCUCUGGUUUUAAGGACUAUUACAGGUUAAACUGUGAGCUGUUUCUCUGUUUGACAUUGCUGAGCUUUGUUUGGAUGUCACCAUCUUAAGCACUUUAAGCUUUUGUUCAAGCAAAAGACAGACAGAAUUAUGGGAAGAAUUGUGUUCCGCUUUGAGUCAUGCAUAGCAAUACCACACUGUCUCAUCGAGUGCCAUUGCUUUUGAACUGCAAUGACUUGAGUUUAUGCUCAUGCUGAACCUUUUGAAUUUCUUUCAUUAUUUUAAUUAAUAAAAUGAAGUUAACUCAAAUAUGAAGUCGAUUACAUUUAAAGGAACAGUGUGUAGGGUUUAGUUGCAUCUAGCGGUGAGAUUGCAAAUUGCAACCAACUCAAACUCCUAGAGCAAGAGUAAGACCAAACCAAGCAUGAAGGAGAAACUGUGGUGGCCACAAAACUUGUGAAAGGCCUUAUCUAUAGCCAUUGUUUGGUUUGUCCAUUCUGGGCUACUGUAGAACCAUUGCAGCCUCUGUAGAAAAGAACUUGCUUGAUUUAAAGCUGCAGUAGAUCAAUUCUUUUUAUUUAAAAAAAAACUUUAAAAUAUUAGCUGAAACUUUCACUAUAUCCUGAGACAGAUAAUCUGUGAAACAAUCAGGUUCCUCUGGUUCCUCCUAGUGCUCCUAAUGGUAUUUACAAGAAUCCACCGGGCCUGAACGAAAACAACCAAUCAGAGCAGAGAAAGAUAUAAAGACUCUUUGGGUUAGAAGCUUGAAGAUAGUUGAUGAGUCUCAUUCCCUGGAUCCAAAGCAUCUGUAUUUGACACCACGGAAAUUAGACUCAACAAUCAACUUCCUUUAAGCUUCCAACCUAAAGUGUCUUUCUAUCUUUCUCCGCUCUGAUUGGAUGUUUUCCCUGUGGAUUCUUGCAAAUAUCAUUAGGAACAAUAGGAGAAGCCAGAGGAACCUGAUUCUUUCACAGAUUAUCUGUCUCAUGUAUUACUGUGAGGAUAUAAAAUUUCAGCAAAUGAGAUGAGAUUAGUACUCAAAUUAACUGGAACAGUUUGCCCUUACAAUAAUACAUUUUUUUACACAUCUAAAACCUGCCACUGUGUAGCCGUAGUAAUGCACUGAUUCAGUUUCAGCUUCAACAAUGAGAUUGAGUUUAAAUUGAGAAGUUCAGUAUGAGCAGAACUGAUCUCACAUCAGACCUGUUCCAACAAAACAAACAAACAUGUUUAUAAUGUCAAAUAAACUUCAUAAUCAGUGUUAUUUCUCCUUGAGACUCACUGAUAACAGGAUAUCAAAGCAAUAUCUCUACCUAGACAGAACUUUUUUAAAAAUGCUUUUGAGACCUAAUUGCCAUGGAGCCAUUCUUGUUUGUGGAUAUGCUUUGGAAACCACAUUAAAAAUGUAUAUUUUUAUUUAUUUAUUUUUAUUUAUUUGAUGCUGCAGCUUGAGGAAAUGUUUGGCAAAGCCUGUAAUAAUUUGUUCAUGUUUAUGCCAUAGUUCAGGGAGUUUUGGCUCCAUCUGUCUUUUUUCUCGUGUCACUCUCAGAGAACCCAGGUUACAUGUUGCUCUCUGCUUCAGCCACACGCUGCUGCUGCUGCUGCCGCUGCUGCUGUCAGUACACUUUUACAAUGUUGUGUUUAAAUUGUUGUUUAGGAAAAAAAUAUUUAAAGUAGAGUUUGUAUUUUUCCUCUCAAACUAGCUUUUUUGCUCAGUUUGCCCGAGUUUACAGUUUUCCUGACUUGUUUCGGGGAACGUUUGCAUGUUACGUGGAAAGGAGCUAACUCGGUGCCUGAUGGUGACACUGCGUUGGCCACAGGAAACCACUUGCACUUAAAAAGCUCCCACCUCUGUUGUGCCUCACUUCAACUGGUGCUUAUUCAGCAGUGUGACUCUUGAGUCUUGAUAUUUACAGUACUGUAAAGACCGCAAGAGAACAUUGAUACUGUAAUAAUGCAAACAAUAAAGCAAAGAGAAUGCAUCAGAAAGGUGAA
Molecule: messenger RNA, 6097 nt
Organism: Dicentrarchus labrax (European seabass)
Lineage: Eukaryota; Metazoa; Chordata; Actinopteri; Moronidae
Product: protein TMEPAI-like
Exons: 4
Coding region: 2327-3253 (308 amino acids)
Biological process (GO): negative regulation of transforming growth factor beta receptor signaling pathway
Cellular component (GO): early endosome membrane; Golgi membrane
Molecular function (GO): R-SMAD binding
Source: RefSeq, a predicted model, not a curated record